GGGUGCACGCUGUUCAUGUCAGGCGCGAGGAGGGGGCGAGAGGAGGAAUGGCUGAAAGCUGACGGUGCUCUCCUCCCGUGUAGGACACAAACCAGGACGAAACCACUUCACGGUGUGAUCACUACAGACUCCGCGGUGCAGUACUUUAGCCUUUUAGCGACUCGUUAGCAGCCACCGCUCUGCUCUGGCUAAUUUGAUGGGAAAGCGCAAAAGACGCAAGGUAGGCUCCUGUCGCAAGCACUGCUACUUUAUUUUUAUGGACUAAAACGACACACGGGGCUGAGACAUGUUUCAAAACGAGGUGAAUGCAUCGCGUUUGAAAACACUAUUGACUUUUUAGCAACGACCAAACGCCAUUCGUGAAUAUUUUGUAGACGAUCUCGUAUGAAGUGUGCAUGCGUUUUAUUAGUGUUUUGAAAAGCGGCGGCUAGGCUUCACCUCUCCAUGCCUCAGCUGAAGUCUUGAGGGUAGCUUAAACCGCGCACAAAGGCCCCCUUAUUUCACUGGCACCUGAUCAACCGAGGGGAAAAUGCGCGUGGAUCUGUUCUGGUUGUGUUUUUGGGGGGUUCUCCGGUUGGGGGCCACUGGUCAAGGACAGCCGACCACCACCGUGUGCUCGCCCGUGUGCAGCUGCGAUGAAGAUGGGGGCGCCGACUGCUCCGGGAAAGGGCUGACCACGGUACCCACCGGACUCCGUGCGUUCACCUACUACCUUGAUUUGAGCAUGAACAACAUAACUGAACUGCCAGCCUUCGUCUUCAAGAACCUGCCCUAUUUGGAGGAACUGCGUUUGGCGGGAAACUACUUGUCAUUCAUUCACCCUGAGGCUCUGUCUGGACUCCAUCAGCUCAAAGUCCUGAUGCUUCAAAACAACCAACUGAGGACUGUGCCAAGUGGCGCCUUGAAGAACCUCCACUCUCUCCAGUCCCUGCGUUUGGAUGCCAACCACAUCACCAGUGUCCCGGACGACAGCUUCGAGGGGCUACAGCAGCUCCGCCAUCUUUGGUUGGAUGACAACAACCUGACGGAGGUGCCGGUGGCCUCUCUCAGACACCAGGCCAAUCUGCAGGCCCUGACUCUGGCACUGAACCACAUCUCACACAUACCAGACAACGCCUUUGCUAACCUGACCAGUCUCGUUGUUCUGCAUCUCCAUAACAGCCGUAUUAAGGCCAUAGGGGAGAAGUGCUUUGCUGGUCUGGUGAAUUUGGAGACUCUAGAUCUUAACUUCAAUAAGUUGAUGACUUUUCCCAAAGCGAUCGAGGCCCUGCCCAAACUUAAAGAGCUUGGCUUUCACAGUAACUACAUUGCUUCCAUACCUGAAGGGGCCUUCCAUAACAACCCCCUGCUACGAACCAUACAUUUGUAUGAUAAUCCUCUGUCUUCUGUGGGGGCCACGGCGUUUCAAAACCUGUCCGAACUGCACUCACUAAUGCUGCGUGGAGCCAGCAAAAUGGAGAACUUUCCCAUUCUCACAAACACAAACAACCUGGAGAGUCUGACGUUGUCAGGUACCAAAAUAUCUACAGUCCCUGCUCAUCUGUGUGACGACCUCAAGCUUCUGAGAACUCUGGACCUCUCUUACAACAGCAUAGUGGAGUUGCCUUCUUUCCAGGGCUGUGUCCGACUCCAGGAAAUAAGCUUCCAGCAUAACUCCAUUCAGAAAAUCGACCGAGACACUUUUCAGGGUCUCUCUUCUCUGCGUUUGCUAGACCUGAGCAGGAACCAAAUCCGAGUCAUUCACAAAGAUUCUUUUCUCACACUGUCAGCACUUACCAACCUAGAUCUGAGCAUGAACUCCCUGACUCUGAUUCCCACGAGUGGACUGAGUUCACUGAGUCAACUCAAACUGUCCGGAAAUCCACAGAUGAAAAAUGUGCUGCCUGCAAAAACACUGCCCAAACUCAGGUCCAUCUCUGUGCCCUAUGCCUACCAGUGCUGUGCUUUUGUCGGAUGUGAUCAGACAAGUUUAGAGGAAAACGAUGCAAAGAAACCAGGUGGAGAAGAAGUAGAAAGGAUCUCGAUGUUGAUGCAUUGCUCCCCUUCACCGGGCGCCUUUAAACCCUGUGAGCACUUGUUGGGGAACUGGAUGAUUCGUCUGACCGUGUGGUUCAUUUGUCUGGUGGCUCUGGUCUUCAACAGUUUGGUUCUUGUUGCCACAUUUGGACCCACUCAUCGAACAGCCCGACAGCCCUACUCUCUGGCCCCCAGCCUGCCCCCUGCCAGGCUGCUAAUGGGGCUGUUGGCGCUAGCAAACCUCCUCACAGGACUCUAUGUGGGCAUCCUGACUGCUCUGGACCUGGCCACAUGGGGCUCGUUCGCUUCGUUUGGGGUGUGGUGGGAGAUGGGCCCUGGCUGUCAGAUCACAGGGGUGCUGGCGGUCUUCUCCUCCGAGUGGUCCAUUCUGUUGCUGGCAUUGGCUGCGGUGGAGCGGAGUGCAUCUGUGCGCGUGAUCCUAGGAAAGGUCAUGCUGUCCCCUCGUAGGAGCAGCUCUCAUGGGGGUUGCUGGAGAGGGGGGCGGCGCUUCAGUCUGGCCGCUGGGGUCCUGGCUCUGCUGGCUGCAGCUGGAGCCUGCCUGCCCCUCCUCACCUCCAGUGACCAGGCCUCGCCCCUGUGCCUGCCCUUCGCAGGGGUCGACAGUCCGGCUCUGAGUGUUACUGUGGUGCUGGUGCUGCUCAAUGCUCUGGCGUACCUGUUCACUGCUGCAGUUUACACACAGCUCUACUGCCACCUGGGCCGAGUGGAGCUGGCUGACCCGGAGCAGUCUGGGGCUCUGCGGCACGUGGCCUGGCUCAUCUUCACCAACUGUAUCUUCUUCUGCCCUGUCGCUGCCUUCUCCUUCGCCCCUCUCCUCACGGGGUCCGCUGGGGGUCCGGAGAUCGCCAAGUCUGUCACACUGAUCUUCUUCCCUCUGCCCGCCUGUUUGAACCCUGUGCUGUACGUGUUUUUCAGCCCGGCCUUCAGGGAGGACUGGACUCGUCUGCGUGGCCUCAGAGGGUCAUCCCGAGAGGUCAAAGGUGAGGGUCAAUGUGACGAUGGGGGCGGGAGCUCAGAGCUGACGGACAGAGGCUCUUCUACACUAGGCUCAGAGUGUGGGCUGUACUCUCAGCUCUGUGCAGAGGUGUGUGAGCGUUGUGAGGCGGCUCUACACGCCCGGACCUGCCCCUCCAGCGCCUCUGUGUGCAGACAUUUGGUGAAGGCGCACAGCUGUCCCACCCUCUCGGGGGCACCGUUGUGCCCGCGCACAGAGGGCUUUUGGGCAGAUAGCGGAACGCCUCUCGCCCAGUCGGAGUAUGCAGACGAGGGCGACUCUUUUGUGUCGGACAGUUCAGAUCAGGUGCAGGCUUGUGGCAGGGCCUGCUUCUGUCAGAGCAGAGGACUGCCACUGGUACACUACUCAUACAACAUACCUCGAGUCAAGGACUGACAGGUCCUGCACUAUCACAACAGAGACGCUUCAACUCAAUGUGCCAACUACCAUUUAAAAAGACUACAAAAGCACUUAGGUAUGUACUUACUGUGUAAACAGAAAUGCAACCAUUUAUUUAAAGGGAUCUCAAAGAGUAGCGCUACUAAGGACAUGUUUUUACUCUAACUGAGCACAUCACGUUACAGACUUAAACAGCAGUGAAUCUGUUGCCACAGUGCCUGCCUUUGGAUCUCAUGUUGUCAGACUCAGUUUUUGUUAUAAGCUUUUAAAUUGUUUUAUUUGUAUGCUUCUUGUUGAUUCCUAAGCAACUUCACCCCAAAUUUAUUUUUAUUUGGAUGUAUGAUUUUUAUAAGUGAAAUGUAGCACAUGUAUCAUAUUUCUAGGUCUGAGUGUGAAUGUAAAAGAGGUGGUCUCUUUCGCCCUUCGGUUGAGGACACUGUAACUUCAGCAAUAACUUGUGUAUGUCUGUGAUGUUAAUCAGCACAAGAAUGAUUUAGCUCCACGCCCUGGUCCAUGAAUAAACACCUCUGGUUUGGUGUAACCAAGACUAAGAAUGUGAUUAAAGUAGCAGAUUUCACUGUUUGGACACAGCUCCCAUGCUCCAUGCUCCACAGGACAUUAUUUAUUGUUGGAGCAGCAGGAUAGCCUGAGAGUAUUCAGCUGUGGAAAUGGCCUUUACAUUACAACUCUAAUACACCAUAAUUCAAAGGAUUUACAAAGUAGAAACAAUGUUUAAAAAUAUUACAUGCAAAACAAAUUAUAUCAGGUUAGAUCAAGAAUUACAUAAUCAGAAAUGUUAAAAUAAAAAGUUAAGACUAUUUUCCAGUGUGCACAGAAACAGGAAUUUAUAUGAGAGUCAUCCCAGUUUUCCUGGUUUUCUGAUGGAUAUGCAUCAGACAGGCAGCUGAGUCAACAUGAAACAGACCAGAUAUUUUAUAAUGAACUUUAAUAACCAAAAUGUCAAUCUUCAGUCAUAGAUCAAUGUACACCCAAUAUUAGGAAAGUAUUACAGUGAAUGAUGCAACAGUCUGAAGAUCCACUAUCAAAACAAUUUGAUCAGAUGUAAUUGGAAAUGUUCCCUUUGAUUGGGCCUGGCUGCAGGUUUAAUGCAGAGAGUGGGGCUGCAGUGCAUCAGGGUUUGGCUGGUGUUUGUAGAGCAUGACUGUACACAUAAAGGUGGGUCCGCCCUUUCAGCAUGUAUCCACAAGUGCAUGUCAUGUGAGCGCUCAGGAAUUUAGGCAAUGUUCAUUUAUAGUUCGUUCAAUUCAAACUUUUUAUAAUCUGUUUAGGCGUUGCAUUUUGUCCUGUUUUUCUGUUGAUUCCAAAUGUGUGUGUGUGAUGGUAAAAUGAUGAGUGCUUGUAAAUCUGACAGAAUAAAUGUAAUCAAGAAUGGGACGCUACAUUAAGGAAGCUACCUCCAUAAAUGCAUAGGCUGCGCUUUGUUUCAUGGCUAUUUGCUUUAUGUUGAUACAUGUGUUUGUACCAUAUUGUUUGAUUCAAAUGUGGGAGGUUGUGUACUGUAUACUGUGAUUAUUUUGUUAGCCAAAAAAUAAACUAUGAAUUAUUAUUUUGUCUUUUAUAGAUGGGAUGAAAGUAUAAAAAAAUGUUUCACAGAAAUUCAGUCUAAAUUAAUGUUUUUAGUUAUGUUAUCCUUUUUGACAGAGAUCCCCAGGUUUUUUGUUCUAGUAAAAUAAUUUGUUCUAAUUGUGAAUAAAAUAAUUUGCAUAAAUUGUGUAUUUUAAUAUGUACCUUUGUGGUACUCCAUUGACCUAUGUGUAAAAACACUGGUUGGUUUUGAAAGGACCACACAGAGCAGCUUCUGCACUGAG
Molecule: messenger RNA, 5259 nt
Organism: Boleophthalmus pectinirostris (great blue-spotted mudskipper)
Lineage: Eukaryota; Metazoa; Chordata; Actinopteri; Gobiiformes; Gobiidae
Gene: lgr4
Product: leucine-rich repeat containing G protein-coupled receptor 4
Exons: 18
Coding region: 530-3427 (965 amino acids)
Biological process (GO): G protein-coupled receptor signaling pathway
Cellular component (GO): membrane
Molecular function (GO): G protein-coupled receptor activity; protein binding
Source: RefSeq, a predicted model, not a curated record